Messenger RNA from Dentiscutata heterogama, 489 nucleotides. NCBI's taxonomy places the organism in Eukaryota, Fungi, Glomeromycota, Glomeromycetes, Diversisporales, Gigasporaceae. The record is from the annotation of a GenBank genome assembly.
AUGGUCUUAAAACCUAUAUUGAAACAAGAUAGACAACAGUACAUGAAUGCAUUUCAUCAAUUGUACGACUCAAGUGAUAUGCAAUAUCUUUCAGAGAUUUUACUUCCAAUUAAGGAUGCUAUUUUGUCAGUUGAAGCAAAUCAUUCUACACUUGCUGACUAUCAACUUUGUCAUAUUCAAAUUAUAAAAAUAAUUUCUAUAAUAAUGUCUGAUAUUGCAGAAACAGUUUUUAAAGAAUUUGAAGAAGAAAGAUUAGUGGAAGAAGAAGACAUAGAAUUGUCUAAUCCUACUGAAGAUCUUUAUUCUAAUGAACUAGAUUUAAAUUUGAAUGUUUUAAAUUUUAUUGAUCUUUGUUCUUCAGUUUUUACAAACUCUGAAGAUCGUUAUGAAAAUGAGGUAUCAAAUAAAAUCGAGUCAGAUGAUGAUUUACAAGAAAAUGAAUAUGACGUAGAUAAAAUUGUUUCUAGACAGUUCAACGAUUCAUAUUAG